Arvicanthis niloticus (Nile rat) is the source of this 874-nucleotide messenger RNA. RefSeq names its product spliceosome RNA helicase DDX39B-like. The record is from RefSeq and is a predicted model, not a curated record. Lineage: Eukaryota; Metazoa; Chordata; Mammalia; Rodentia; Muridae.
CUAUCUACAUGCAUCGGGAUGUCCAGGAAAUUUUUCGCAAGACCCCCCAUGAGAAGCAGGUCAUGAUGUUCAGUGCUAACUUGAGCAAAGAGAUCUGCCCAGUCUGCCGCAAGUUCAUGCAAGAUCCUAUGGAGAUCUUCGUGGAUGACGAGACCAAGUUGACACUGCACGGGUUGCAGCAAUACUACGUGAAACUGAAGGACAACGAGAAGAACCAGAAGCUCUUUGACCUUCUCGAUGUCCUCGAGUUCAACCAGGUGGUGAUCUUUGUGAAGUCCGUGCAGCGCUGCAUCGCCCUGGCUCAGCUUCUAGUGGAGCAGAACUUACCAGCCAUUGCUAUCCACCAUGGGAUGCCCCAGGAAGAGAGGCUCUCUCGGUAUCAGCAGUUCAAGGAUUUUCAGCGGAGGAUUCUUGUGGCUACCAACCUGUUUGGCCGAGGCAUGGACAUUGAGCGUGUGAACAUCGCGUUCAACUAUGACAUGCCAGAGGACUCGGACACCUACCUGCACAGGGUGGCCAGAGCGGGCCGGUUUGGCACCAAGGGCUUGGCCAUCACAUUUGUGUCAGACGAGAACGAUGCCAAGAUCCUGAAUGACGUGCAGGACCGUUUCGAGGUCAACAUCAGUGAGCUGCCCGAUGAGAUCGACAUUUCCUCCUACAUUGAGCAGACACGGUAGAGGAGUCACCCAUUCUGGACUGUGGCAGUCUGUUGUAGAAGAGGACACGGGGUCAGGAGGAAACACUACCGGCCACCCCUGACGCCUCGGCCCACCCUAUCUAUGCUUCUCUGUGUCACCACCACUCCUAAACCUAGUCCUGAUUUAUCAGAGUUUGUUUGUUUGUUUGUUUUUGUUUUUUAACAAAACUAAGAAUG